CGUGCAGCCUUCUCACCGGAAAUGCGUGGGGUGAUGUAGGCAGCCUCACAAGGCUGAUCGCGCCCUCGUUGAAUCUCUAUCGUGGCGCAGUGAGCACAUGAGAAUCGGGGAUCCUCAGUCCUGUCGCCAUCUUUGCUGAAGUUUUGCUCAGCCUGCUCUCGCUCGAUACUAGAACAAAGCUUCCCCCUUCCAUUUCUCACAAUCUCCCCUCUCCAUAUCAUAGUGCGUCUUCUUCAACAAUCAACUUGACUAUCCGACCACAUUAGCCGUGUGCCUCACUCCAAAGCACGUCUUCCACCGACUGCUUCAGCGCGAGAAACGUGCGGUUGUAAACAAACCAUGGUACCAAAUCCUGGCAGAGUUUCACACUGGCCUACAGUGCUCAUUGGUAUCGUCCGAUUUGGCGCCAUCAUUGCACUCUUGUUUUACUGGUUUUUCGCAAACAAGCAUUGGAAUAUAAUCAAACGCAAUGCCGAGCUCUAUGAUGGUAUCUACAGUCGAACCGUCGUAUCGGUGGAGAAGCUGGCUGAACUGGGGGGUCGUGUGGCUUUGUUUUGGAAUGUAGCAGUGUGUAUACCUACCUUCUGGUUCCUACCGCCACUCAAUCUACCCUUCGCGGUUGGAGACACGGUCAUUGCCGGCUAUCUCAUAGUGUUGUCGUCCUAUCAAAUAAACCUUUCGCCGAAGAGUAAAAGACAAUGCUCUAAUGUACAUAACCUGCAACGGCCGCCUGGUGCAAAUGAAAGCUUCUUCGAAGCUGCAGCAAGGCUUAACGAUACGACGACAAGUGCACAAAGUAUGUGUGAAGAUUUCUUCGAAGAAUGGGUAUUUGGGGCGGCUGUGACAGGUUUCUACGUUCUCGCGGCAGCCGUGAACAUUCUAACCUUCCACCGUGCCAUGCGAAAACUCAAAGGUCAAGGUAUGACGUUACUAGACGCAUACAAGCGACUGUUCAUCUCGCUCGGGAACCAGUGUAUGUGGUUAUUGCGGUUCACCGGUAUCCUUAUCAUUGGCUUGCUCUACAUGAUCCUCCAGUGCCUGUUCCGGUGUUUACCAUUCUCUGUGAGAUCAAGGGUACGCUUCGCAAGGCGUUCUGUUCUGAAGACCGGACUAGGACUGGAACAGAAGUCCGAGAUGCAGAUGACCGCACUCAAAAGAAAGUUUGGAGACCCGAAAAACUCUAGUGGCCGUUACCAGGACACCGAGGGAGUGCCAUCGCCACUCGCAGACUUCUUGGGUAUAUAUGACAUGUUGAUACUGGUCUCGGAAAACCUACACUACCGCGACAUGAUGAACCUGAGUCGCGUCUCGAAGAGCAUCAGAGCGCGAGUUCUACCUACCAACGACUACGAUCGACGUCUUAAUAUAUUUCGAACAUAUACCUGCAACGACGGGGAGAAGACGAAAUGUUGGUCCUGUCCAAACCAAACAUGUAUCGGCUGCCAACAAUACCCCCUAGUUGCACUCACAACCCUCUACCACCAUCUCCAAAACUGCCGUCCAUUCUGCACCCGUUGCUACAGAACGCAAACUCCAGGUCGAUUCGACAAGAAUCCCUACUGUCAGUGCGCACCUGCCCCUGCGCAUCCAAAUAUCUUCCUCCGUAUGGUAAACGGCAGUAGCUACUACCAAGCCAGGCAAUCCCGCAUUCCCAAAUACGUGAGAGCAGUGUGUAUGGACUGCCACGCAUUUACAAGCGAGGAGCUGAGGGAUAGAAUGGAAAAGGAAACGAAACGCCUGGUUAUGGAGGGCAGAAAUAAAGACGGUGAGAAGUGGACGAGGUGCGCGGGGAGAGGGUGUGGGAAGGAACUAGGUAUGGGUCCGAGGUGGUGGGUUUGUGAGGCGGAUCCUUUUGGACAAGGCCAAUGUGGGAAGGAGUGUUCCAGCUUGCUGCAUAAGGGGUGGGGUAAGGGGUCGAAGGAGAAAGGAAAGGAUGAGGUUGUGGUGGGGACAGAGGCUGUGUGAUGGCGGGCUUGACUGUUAAUGACUCUAUCUCGUCCAUUCUUGCAUUGAUCUGAUGCAGUGUUUAUCUAUAUUUAUGUAGUCCCUUGCAUGCUUCUUUCCUCACCUUUCUGCUGUUGUUUCUGUUCCUCUACUGAUAUUCUCCC
Molecule: messenger RNA, 2108 nt
Organism: Dothidotthia symphoricarpi CBS 119687
Lineage: Eukaryota; Fungi; Ascomycota; Dothideomycetes; Pleosporales; Dothidotthiaceae
Exons: 6
Coding region: 340-1965 (541 amino acids)
Source: RefSeq, a predicted model, not a curated record